Manis pentadactyla (Chinese pangolin) is the source of this 1419-nucleotide messenger RNA. It is a transcript of the gene C12H6orf58, whose product is annotated as chromosome 12 C6orf58 homolog. The transcript has 6 exons. The coding region runs from base 5 to 1045 and encodes 346 amino acids. Lineage: Eukaryota; Metazoa; Chordata; Mammalia; Pholidota; Manidae. The record is from RefSeq and is a predicted model, not a curated record.
CACAAUGGCUGUCCUUCCUCUUUGGUCCUACUUGCUGGUCAGUUACUUUUCUGUUUCAUUAGCAGAACUGUCCAGUCUCUCGGAUCUGUAUCCCCCACUGUGGGAGGAGAGUCCUGGUCAGUUCAGUGACUACCGGGUGGAGAACGGAACAUACAUUAUUGACCCCUGGGUAUACACUGACAGACUGGGGAUGUAUAAAAUCCUAAUCAACAAGACAGCCGCUUAUUUUGAAAAAUAUGCACCAGAAAAUGAACAAAAUAUUUUAUGGGGAUUGCCUGCCCAGCAUGGGUGGCAAUAUAGAACAGGAAGAUUAGCUGAUCCCAGGCGAUGGACAGACUGUGGUUAUGAAUCUGGAGAUCGUUUGUGCAUCUCUGUAGACAGCUGGUGGGCUGAUGUAAAUUUCUUUCUAUGCGCAUUACCCUUCCUUGCUGCGGUUGAUUCAGACAUAAUGGGGAUAUCAUCAGACCAAGUCAUGCUUUUACCACCACCGAAGGAUCAGAUGAAGUUUUGUCUUAACGUUUCUAGUUGUCAGUCAUCCUUUCCUGGGAAAAUGAGACAAUGGAUUGCUUUUUUCCAGCAUUUGCAGUCACCUUCCACCAGCUUUGAUGAACUGUUGGAGUACUUAUGGGGUGCACAUACCUCAACCUUGGAUUAUACUGACAAAAGUCUUAAUGAGAGGUUGGAAUAUUUAUCCAAACCAGAAGCGAACUUUGGAAGAAAUUGGGUUACAGCUGUGAAAUAUUUAGGUGCAUCGCUGUUUCCUACAACCUUGAUUAGAGUUCAUGAAUUCCAGAAGGGUCUCCCAUCACGAGUGUUUGUUAAUGGGGAUAGAGGCCCCUUCAUCAGUGACUUUACUAACUUUCAGAACACGGUCCUGCUUAGUCUUAAUCUACUUUACAAAGUGGAUAACUCUAUAGGUUCAUUAUCUUUGCCUGUAUGGAAAACUUUAAUGAAGACACAUGAGGCAAGAAAGCUAUUUCUAGAGUUUUUGGAAACAAUUCUUAAAAUCUUUAAUUCAACAUUUCUGGAUAUGAUUAAUGAAUGAUAAUUUGUUGAGCAACAGCAAUUUCAAAAUUUGAUGUGAUCACAGCCUUAAGUUUUCUUAUUUUUGGUCUUUUUGAUUUUGCUUAUUUCUUAUGCAUUUCCAACUUUAAAUCCAAAUUAAUUAUAUGAUUAUUUUACUCAAUUAGUAAUCCUUGAUUUUUUAAUUCAUCAAUACUUAAACUGUUCAGGAUUUAAAUGACUGUAUUAAGCUCUAAUAAAUCACUAAGACAUUAAUAAAGAGACAUUAAACUUGUAUGGCUCUUUUAUAGUUCUCCUAUAUAACCUAAUUUCAUGAAAUUUAAAGCAAAGUCUUGCUGAUUUAUAAUCUAAAUCCAGACUACUUUCAAGUAAAAUACUGACAAAGUUUUUAAAACU